AUUGUAGAUGUGUUGCCCCAUUUGCGUUGACGAAAAAACUUCACCUUGCCUCUGAACUGAAUUGAAGAAAGGCGACGAGCCAAGAACCGGCUCACCGCCAACUUCUCGUCAUCGCCGCCAGCAUGGCCGAGUCAAGAGCCGACUCACCACCACCACCACCACCAUCCAAAACCUCGCUAAAGCCCUCGCUCACAGUCACUCUCCUGUCAAUCUUGGCUCCAAUUCUAGCAGUCACGAUCCUAUACCGACAUGAGCCCUUCGACCCGGCUCCACUGCCCACCCACGGGCUGCUCGGGUCGGUUGCUGCCCCUAGAGAGAAUGGCCGCAUGUUGCGUGGUGCAGAGAUGGUCGGGGCCGGGCGGAUGGCAGGGCCCGAGGACGUGGCUUACGACUCAGCGUCCGGGCUCAUCUACGUGGGCUGCGCAGACGGGUGGGUAAAGCGGGUCAAGGCGAACGACUCAGUCGGCGACUCCACGGUGGAGGACUGGGUCAACACCGGCGGGAGGCCGCUCGGCCUCGCGCUCGGACUCGACGGGGAGGUCACUGUAUGCGACGCCUACAAGGGGCUGCUGAGUGUGAGCAAACAUGGUACGGUCAAGCUUUUGACGGAUGAGGCGGAAGGUGUGAAGUUCAACCUCACGGACGCCGCGGACGUGGCCCCUGACGGGACGAUAUACUUCACCGACGCCUCGUACAAGUACACCUUGGAAGAGGUCAUCUGGGACGUUCUGGAGGGUCGGCCGCACGGGAGAUUCUUGAGCUAUGACCCGGCAACCAAAGAAACUAAAGUGCUAGCUCGGGAUCUCUACUUUGCCAAUGGCGUCGCUCUCUCUCCCGACCAAAGUUUCGUGGUCUUCUGCGAAACUGUCAUGAGGAGGUGCAGGAGGUAUUACAUAAAUGGCGAGCGAAAGGGACAAACCGACACAUUCAUCGACCGUUUGCCGGGUUAUCCAGACAACAUCAGAUACGAUGGCGAAGGCCAUUACUGGAUUGCCCUCGCCUCCGGGAACUCAAUGUUUAACGAACUGUUGUUGAAGUACCCAUUCAUGAGAAAAGGAGCUGCGAUCUUGGAGAGAUUCAACAGACGGCCGGCAAUGGAGAAGAACGGCGGGGUUUUCCAAGUCGACUUGAAGGGAAAACCGGUCGCGCAUUACUAUGAUCCUCAGUUGUCAUUCAUAUCUAGUGCGAACAAGAUUGGUGACUACUUGUACUGUGGCUCCCUCCACUAUCCUUACAUCCUUCGCCUCAAAUUAGAUUAAGAAGCUUCUUGUUGUAUUAAAAAAGCUACGCUUGAUUUGGAUGAAGUUUUGCUUUGGUCCUUCUGGUCUGGUGUCAUGCAAGUAGUGUAUGUUGGAUAAUAGGUAGUGACGUGACAUAGAGGAAACUGGUAAAGCUUGAGUAGACUCAUAAA
Molecule: messenger RNA, 1411 nt
Organism: Rhodamnia argentea
Lineage: Eukaryota; Viridiplantae; Streptophyta; Magnoliopsida; Myrtales; Myrtaceae
Product: protein STRICTOSIDINE SYNTHASE-LIKE 5-like
Exons: 4
Coding region: 123-1259 (378 amino acids)
Biological process (GO): biosynthetic process
Molecular function (GO): strictosidine synthase activity
Source: RefSeq, a predicted model, not a curated record